This is a messenger RNA of Rhizoctonia solani, 2565 nucleotides long. RefSeq names its product Peptidase family M28 protein. The transcript is spliced from 9 exons. Gene Ontology annotation, molecular function: metalloexopeptidase activity. Gene Ontology annotation, biological process: proteolysis. Lineage: Eukaryota; Fungi; Basidiomycota; Agaricomycetes; Cantharellales; Ceratobasidiaceae. The coding region runs from base 1 to 2565 and encodes 854 amino acids. The record is from RefSeq and is a predicted model, not a curated record.
AUGAGACCACCCAACAUUGUGCCAUACAUCAAGCAUGCGUUAUUCGCUCCUGGCAAUAUUACGAUUACUGCCCUCAUAGUAGCCAUAUACGCUGCUAUUUUCAUUUCCAGUAUUGUUGUAUAUGAAUCUGUUCCAGCACCACCGAAACCACAACAUCAGCGGGGACUAAAUCUUGAACAAGCUUGGAGAGAUUUGCAGUUGAUCACCCAAGUUCCUCAUCCUUAUAAUUCACACUCAAACGGCCAAGUUCGAGACUAUCUUCUCCACCGUCUUCGCGGGAUCUCCCAUACGUAUCCUCAUGUCGAACUUGACAAUGAUCGCAUCAGCAAUGGUACUUAUUCGGGCGGAGGACGGGUCGUUUACUUUGAGGGCGACAACUUGUUAGUCAAAAUCGCAGGGAAAGACCCGGCUCUGUCAGGGGUUUUGUUCUCUGCUCAUUUCGACUCGGUAUCCACCGGACUAGGUGCGACCGAUGACGGAAUGGGAGUUGUAACGCUUCUACAGCUCGUUGAGUAUUACGCCCGCAACAGGCCUAAAAGAACGACCGUUUUUAACAUCAAUAAUGGCGAGGAAGAUUGGUUGAAUGGGGCUCAUGCUUUCCUUGAUCAUCCAUGGUCGAAAUUGCCCAAAACCUUCCUUAAUCUCGAAGGCGCAGGUAACGGAGGUCGACCCAUCCUAUUCAGAAGCUCUUCCUUUGACGUAACCACGGCCUUCCGCUCAGUCUCGCGUCCUCAUGGAUCGAGUCUUUCGAGCGACGCAUUUAAACGUGGACUCAUUCGGUCUGGAACGGACUUUUCGGUUUAUGAGGAAGCUGGAAUGCGUGGUCUUGAUCUUGCGUUCUAUCGUCGAAGGGCGAGAUAUCACACCGUGUUUGAUUCUGCUGCGUGGCUCGGUAACCAGAACUCGCUAUGGAUAAUGAUGGAAAGUGCUCUCGAGGCUGGUAAUGCGCUGGUUUCCGCUGGGACAUCGGGAAAGCCGGUUGAUGCCGUCUAUUUUGAUAUCUACGGAAGCUCGAUGGCCGUCAUCUCACGUCAAGGAAUGCUUGCUCUGAAUAUAAUUCUACUUAUACUUGGCCCCGUCUUUGCGGUCGCAAUAGUCAUGACCUCUCCCGACCGUCAUACAGGGCUCAUCAACCGGUUCAAGGAAGACAAGAAAGUGUGGAUACAUGCACCUAUUGCCUAUUCUUCCUCUUAUGUAGUUGCGGCUUCCCUGGUUUCAGUAGCGAUCUUGGCCAUCAUCAUACCAGCAAAGAUCCUGGCGUACUACUUCCCUUCGCCCGAUCCACUGCUAACGACUGCCAAUCACGCCAUAUUCACUGUGUUCUGGUGGUUUGCUCUAUGUAUAGCAACCGGUGCACUGAACGAGAAGCACCUUGGAGGGUUCUACUAUGCUACGUUCGCAUAUGCAGGACAGCUAUUUUCGCUCCUCCUUUCGUUGGGUGCGAUGCUUCAUUUCGAUGAUUAUCCAACACUCGGUCAGCCCAACGGAGCUGGUGGGGACCACCUCAAUGGCGAAUAUCAAAAUGGUGACCACGAAGGAACAAAUGGCGAAGAACCCAAUGAACGAACCAGCCUGCUUCAGCGUGCACACCAGGCCAUCCACCAGCAUAUCGCGACUCCGGCAUUGGGCCAAGCAAGCAAAUCCCGCUCGACUUGGUUUGCUGAGAUCCUAUUUUCACUGUUGUUCCCUUCGAUCCUCGCGUCCGGGACUAUGAUCAUGCUAUUGACUGCGCUGAGCCAAACGUUGGCAGAUGGUAACUCUCCCAUGACAGUUUAUCUUGCCAUUGGCUUCCUUAGUGUUCUCCUAGCUCUUCCUAUUGCCCCUGUGGCUCACCGUAUCCAUAUUGGAGCCAGUUUCUUCUUGGCACUGGUUGUUUUCACCACAGCGAUCUAUAGCUUGACCGCGUUCCCAUUCUCUCCAUUAAAUCCACUCAAGGUCUACGCCCAACAGACUAUUGAUCUUGAUUCGGGCAUCAACAAGGUUCACCUGGUCACUCUUCCAUCUCUUAAUUUGUACAACAAGGACCAGCCGCCACUCUGGUACUCGCUCCCUAGCACACAGAGACAACCCGUCUUUUGCUCCUCUCGAUCAAAAGAAAAGGACGGGCUUGGCAGUUGUGAAUGGCCUGGCUUGGUACCCAACGUCACACUGGAUUCGACCCGGCCCUCUCAUUGGAUUAAGAGCUCUGUCACCAAGAUUGGACGGAACGUUGCCCGCUUCGAAGUCCAAGGACGGAACACCCGGUCUUGUAGGAUAUACUCGGAUGUGCCUAUGAAGUCCGUGCGUGUAGAAGGUGGGCACUGGGAAAAUGGUUCACAGACCGAAGAAGAGUUCAACGAAAUUCGGCUGUGGAGCCGUAAGUGGGAUGAGACGUUCCGAGUUUUAGUCGCGUGGCCCGACAAUAACGGAGCAAACCGGACCGGAAAGAUUGCAUGCGAGUGGGCCGAGUGGGACCUUGGAAAGAUUCCUGCAAUCGACGAACUGAGGACGUUCCUACCACCAUGGACGGUGGUGAGUAAACUCGCUGAUGGUUUGGUGGAAGGCACGAGGGAGUUCAAAAUAUGA